CAAAGUGUUUCAGCCUACGGGACUGAGUCACAAACAGCAGAACGAUUUGCUUUUUUGCAAACGCAAGAACUGCAGUUGAGGAAAGAGAAAGACACACAAGAGCUGAAGUACAUACAAAUGGCAGUUAACCUGAGCAAGAAUGGGGCAGCCUUGCAAGCAGCUUAUAAAGAUGUGUGGGAUGAAAAAUCUAAAACGAACUGGGCUCUCUUUACUUAUGAAGGGAAUACGAAUGACAUCAGAUUAGCUGGUAGUGGAGAUGGUGGCUUGGAGGAGCUGGUGGAGGAGCUCAGCAGUGGAAAGGUGAUGUAUGCCUUCUGUCGAGUACAGGAUCCCAAUUCAGGACUUCCCAAAUAUGUCCAGAUCAAUUGGACAGGUGAAGGAGUCAGUGAUCUACGGAAAGGUACAUGUGCCAAUCACGUCAGUACCAUGACAAAUUUUUUAAAGGGUGCACAUGUGACAAUAAAUGCUCGGGCUGAGGAGGAUGUUGAACCAGACAGCAUCAUGGAGAAAGUAGCCAAAGCAUCCGGUGCCAACUAUAACUUCCAUAAGGAGUCCAGCAGAUUUCAGGACAGUGGCCCUCAAGGACCAGUGGGCACUGUCUACCAGAAAACAAAUGCUAUGUCUGAAAUCAAGCGUGUUAAUAAAGAUAAUUUCUGGGCCAAAGCAGAGAAAGAUGAAGAAAUUCGUCGACAGGAGGAGAAAAAGAAGGCUGAGGAGGAACGUUUGCGACUAGAGGAGGAACGCAAAAAAAGAGAACAGCGAGAAGCAGAGGAGAGGGAAAAAAAGUUUAAAGAGAGGGCUGCAAUGAUUGACUCUCAAAAGAAGUUCCAGCAGCAGCAGGAUUCCGAGAGCAGAGUGCAUGAAAAGCAGAAAUGGGAGGCACUUGAAGCAGAACAUCAGAAGGCUGCACGGAAGGGCUUCAAACGCAGUGAGUCUGUGGAGAAGGCUCAGGAAGCAGCAGCAGUCAUCUCACAAAGGUCAAACAAUCCACGAGAAGUCUUCCGGCAGAAGGAGAAGAGCAUGUCAUAUGAUACAGGGGCGUUGCCUGUCUGCUCUCAGCCAGGAAAACUGAGGAGCCCCUUCCUGCAAAAGCAGAGUAGCCAGCCAGAGCCUCCAGUGUCCCCUGUUCGCACAUCAGUCCGAGAGGUGCCUCCUGCUUCACCUGUGCGUCUGUCAGAGCCAGAUGUACAGGAGCAAAUACCGAAGCAGCAGGAAGAGAAGAGAGUGCAGAAUGACUGGAAAGAUGACCAAGACAGUGACGCAACAUACAGUCAGGUGCCACCAGAGCCUCAGAACUUGGAACAGCAGGAAAAAGAACAAGUGUACCAGGAGCCACAAGAAGAAACCGAUCUCUAUGAAGAGCCACCUCAGGAAGAAAAAACGCCAGCUGGCACUGAGUACUCUGGUCAGUAUGAAGCCCUAGAGGACCUGGUAGGGAAAGGAUUGUGCGCCAGAGCACUUUAUGACUACGAAGCUGCUGAUGACACAGAGAUCACCUUUGACCCUGAUGACAUCAUUACGAACAUAGAGAAGAUCGAUGAAGGCUGGUGGCGAGGUUACGCUCCAGAUGGCGGAUUUGGGAUGUUCCCUGCAAACUAUGUGGAACUUGUUAACGAAUAAAAGGACUUCUGAAUGCCAGAGGAAAAAAAACACCACCAAAAGAGACCAAAACCUUCACAAGAUGAUUGAAAUAUUUUACACCCAGUUGUAUGUGGAUUUGCUGAGAAAAAUAAGAAUUUAUCUGUGAAUUUCUGAAUGUUGGGGGGUGGGGGUGGAACCUGCUGCCUUUUUUCAUUCUGUGAGAUGCAAUCCUGUUAGGUAAAAUAUAUGCAGUCUGCUUUAGACCAACAAGGGAAGAAACAUUAUUGAAUAAUACUAACUUCUUCCUUCCCGGUAGGUCUGCCCCCCAGUUUCUUCUCUUUGCCCAUGAAUUGUUGCCUUCUGUCAUAUGGUAACCAAGCUUCAUGAUAGUAGCAAAGGUACGCCAGUUUUAUUUAUUCAGAUGCUGAAUUGCUGGAGCUUGGAGUGUCAGAGUUUGUGCAUCAUAACCUGUUUCCUACCAUGAUUUGCAUCAUUAAUGUAUGACUGCAGAAUCAGAAGGCAUUUGAAAUGUCUUCCCCCUAACUGGAGAAAAAGAACAGUACAAAAGCCUCCCACACCACUUUCUAAACUUAAAGGCAUUAUUUUUAAAAUUACAUUGAGGUAAGAGAAAUUAUUCAGUCAAGUAAUAUGUACAUUUCCCAAUUACAUUCAGGUGCUGAGAAAACUUUCUUUUAAAAUAAAACUUGCAGGCAUCUGUUAUCAAAAGGUGAAAUGCUGAUGUCUUUUUCAAAGUACAGGGAAUAUCUUAACUGACAUAGUUUCUCUGUAGCUGUUCUCUACAUAAGGCUGGGGAAUAAUGCACUUUUUUUCUUUCUCUGCUUUUGUGCUCUUAAAAAUGUGAAUAUUUGUGGUUCUGUUUAGAAUUUUGGAAGAGGGACAUGGAGUGGAGGUCCGGAACUGUAAGGGGAUACUAAGUAGAAGGGACAGUGCCGAAUUGUGUAAGAGUAUCUGCAGAGACAUGAGCUGUCUUUGAGACAAGAGACUGCUUCCUCCUGAUGUCAGGGCGAGCCACACCUCAGUACUGAGUAUCCAGUGAUUUUCCUUUUUUAUUUAAUUCAUUUUUUUAAUUUCUCAGUGAUUAUACGUAUACUGUACUUGGAGUGAUGGCUGUGAAAUUUCAGCUGUUGGGCUGGUGUCGUAUUUCAUUAAUUGCCCUCCUUUAUCAAGAUUCUUAAGAAUAUUGAGAACACUUAUUGUACCGUGUCAUUAAGAGAAGACACAUUCUUACCCCUGUCAGCAAAUUGCAAUUCCCCACCCUUAUUACAUUUUCUUUAUUGAGCCUUAUGGAUAGUUUUAUUUCUUACAUUCCAUAAUUACUCUUUUGUUUGGAGAUGUGAAAGGAGGUGUUAUGUUUAAAACAGUGAAAAAUCAUGAUUGAUAUAGAUCUAGAGACAGGUGACAUUUGAAAGAAGUACCAAUUAGUACAGAGAGGUAGAACUGCUUGGUUAUUGUAUAUCCUUGAACAGGGUGUUGUAGCUGCAUUAAGGCUCUGCCUAAUUGUUGAUUUGAGGAAUAUAUGUUUGUAGUUUGUUGUAAAACUAUGAUCUAGUCCUUCCAUUCUCAGUCACUCGCAUUUACAAAUAGUUCAUCUUUAAGAAGUUGAACAGACUUGAAAUCAUUGUAGGUUUAGUUUGUCAUGUAUAUUGGCUGGUACAUAUUACUGAAUGACAUCUGCGAUCUUAACUUUUUAUAGCAUCGCCUCACAGCAAGACGUUGGCCCGUUCGAUUCUCAGCUAGAGCGUCUUCUGUGUGGAGGCAUGCAUGAAUGGGCGUGCCAGGGCUGGUAACUCGGCACGUAAAAAUCCACUACCAAAACAUUAGCGGACCGGACUUCCGCUGUGGCGACCCCUAACCGGGAUAAGCCGAAAAACACAACCCCUCUGAAGAACUUUCUAGCACUUUUUUAUGCAGGAUCAGGGCAAAACUUUACAGGUUUCAGCCAAGUGCAAGUAGAAAGAGAAGUUAAAUAAGGAUCGUUCUCUGUACUUUGAUGUUUUUUCUUGUCUGCUUUUAUUAGGAAAGUAGCUUGCAUAUUGACAUUCUUUUUUUUUUCUCAGGCACAAUACAUAAUGUGUUUCAGUAGGUUGGAAAAUUUUGACCUUUCUCUCAUGUAAAGUGGCUAAAAUUACGCCUCCUUUCUUUGAUAAUAAGUCUUGAUUUCUGACUUGUUACUGGUAAGGUUACAAGUUAAACACGAGUCUGAGCCAGUUUCUUUGGACUCCAGAAAAACUGUAAACUUGAGGGGAUGGGGUUCAACGUACACCCACCCACUCAUAUGACUAAAGUAGGCUUCCUUGCCUCUUUCAUACAGAUGAAACCAAGUCUUUUUGCAUUGGGAUUUGCAUCUGUAUUUGCUGGGCAAGUAGCUGACUCGUGUUUUUGUCAUGUUUAAAUUUCAUGACAUGCACUAGAAUUUGUUAUAUUAGAAGGUCAGUAUGCCAUUUGCUGUUGAGAAAUGUUAACACAACUUUGUCAGAAUAGUUAUGUGAUAUAACAGACACUUAAAGCUAGAAAAUUGUUACUGAUUAGUUUAAAUAUUUUAUUAGUACAUAUUCUGUUUACAACACCCAAAGUUUUUGAGUACCCUUUCAUCCUAGUACAUUGUUUCUGCAACAUCAAGUUGGUAUUUUUUCCAUUAGUUUUGCAGUCAAAUGAGACAUCAUGUCAGAAGGUUACAUAACCAUGGAGAUACGGGAGCUGCAGUUUUUAUGCAGUAUUCAUGGUUUUCUCUUUCUUCAUGGCUGUGCAACUUCAGAUUUAGUUAAGUAUAAGUAACAGGGCUUUUGGAGGGUUCAGGGUUCUUCCCUGUAAAAAAACAUGCUUUACUUUGACAUUCCUUGCAAGGAUCUGAGCAUUUUAAGUGAUGAAAUGUGGCAUUCUUUUUGUUGGUAUUUGUAUCAGUUUCAAGAGUUGAUUGAGCUUUUCUACAGCAAGAUUUGCUGAGCUGUCUUAUGGUAAAAGUGGGGUAGAGCCCCUGUUUUAUAUCUCCAAACAUGGCGCCUGAAAAAAGUACUGUUAAAACUGAUUACUUACAGAAACAAAUAUGACUACAUUCCAUCUGCUUUCAUAGUAAAAUGUAACAAAAUGAAUAUUUUAAAUAGUUGCUAGAGAAGACUGGAAAUGCCAUUCUAAAGUGAUAUACAAGCUGAUGUAUGCAUACUUUGACUUGUUAAAGUACAGGGUACUCUGUGUAAGCAGAAUGCAGGUAGUACCAGAUGUUUGCAACAGUAAAUCACCAAUAUUGAAUCAGUAUCUGUUUUAACUAGGGAGCAAUCUGCAGCAUUACAUUUUAUCCAAGUCUGAGGUUGCAGUACAUCAGGGAGGGAGGAUUAUAUGUAUUCACCCCUGUAUUAUUCACCCCUCUAGCAGUCUGCAUCUUCAGAAUUAAAAUGUAAUGGGAAGGAGUUGUAGGGGUGCAAGUCAUGUGCAAGUCGUGUUGUCCAACCGCAGAAUGUUUUUGACAGAGGCAGAAAUACAUGCAAAGUAUAGUAUUCUGUGCUUUGAUAAGCUGAACGCAUGCACACGUGGGUAAAUAUGUAUACACACACACACAGACGUAUGCUAAACAGUUUAGUCAGGUAAGUCAGAUUUUCUGCAGCCUUCAUUUCUAAUUUUAGUGUGCAGCAUUCUGUCUGUUAAAGGGGGGGGGGGGGUGUAAGUAAAUUGAUCGGCUGUGGAAGGCAGAGGCCUGGCACUCUGGUGGUAUGAGCUACAUGAAAAUGUUAAUGCUAUAGGGAAUCUGAUUAUCUGAUUUUGGGUGUACUGCACAGACGAAUGUGAGAGUAGGCAUUACUUUCAUUUGCAAAGUACAUAAAUGGUGCGAUUAAAAUAAGUAGAUCAUAAUCUGCCUUGCAACUGCAGUUUUAGACCUGAAUUUUUCAUGACAGUAACAGAAACAUUGGCAGUUUUGUCUUGCAUCAUAAUGUUUUAUUACAAUACCUAAAGUCUGUUUGCUUUGGUUUGU
Molecule: messenger RNA, 5566 nt
Organism: Protopterus annectens (West African lungfish)
Lineage: Eukaryota; Metazoa; Chordata; Ceratodontiformes; Protopteridae
Gene: DBNL
Product: drebrin like
Exons: 15
Coding region: 118-1620 (500 amino acids)
Biological process (GO): regulation of actin filament polymerization; positive regulation of axon extension; positive regulation of dendritic spine morphogenesis
Cellular component (GO): lamellipodium; postsynaptic density; cortical actin cytoskeleton
Molecular function (GO): actin filament binding
Source: RefSeq, a predicted model, not a curated record